Molecule: messenger RNA, 1238 nt
Organism: Molossus molossus (Pallas's mastiff bat)
Lineage: Eukaryota; Metazoa; Chordata; Mammalia; Chiroptera; Molossidae
Gene: CIDEC
Product: cell death inducing DFFA like effector c
Exons: 6
Coding region: 64-810 (248 amino acids)
Biological process (GO): apoptotic process; regulation of apoptotic process
Source: RefSeq, a predicted model, not a curated record
CUGGGCCUCUAGCUCCAACUUGGGAUCCCUGAUCAAUGUGAUCAGAGCCAGAGUCAGAGAAACAUGGAGUCCAAUGCAGUCCAGCUGACAAGGAUGGAAUAUGCCAUGAAGUCCCUCAGCCUUCUCAACCCCAAGUCCCUAUCCAGGUAUGUGGCAGUGAGCACCUCAGUGGUGACCCAGCAGCUGCUGUCAGAGCCCAGCCCAGAGGCCCUCAGAGUCCGGCCCUGCAAAGUGAGCACCCAGGACCGGAGUGUGCGGAAAGGCAUCAUGGCGCACAGUCUGGAGGACCUCCUCCGCAAGGUCCGGGACAUUCUGAAACUGGCAGACAAGCCUUUCUUCCUAGUGCUGGAGGAAGAUGGCACAGCAGUAGAGACAGAAGAUUAUUUCCAAACCCUGGCAGACGACACAGUGUUUAUGGUCCUCCAGAAGGGGCAGAAAUGGCAGCCCCCAUCAGAGCAGGGCUCUAGGUACCAACUCUCCCUCUCCCAUAAGCCUGCCAAGAAGAUCGAUGUGGCUCGUGUAACUUUCGACUUGUACAAGAUGAACCCACAGGACUUCAUUGGCUGCCUGAACAUAAAGGCUACUCUCUAUGGCACAUACUCCCUUUCCUACAAUCUUCACUGCUAUGGGGCCAAGCGCGUCAUGAAGGAAGCUCUUCGCUGGGCCCUCUUCAGCAUGCAGGCCACAGGUCACAUGCUGCUUGGCACCUCCUGUUACAUGCAGCAGCUUCUGGAUGCCACAGAGGAAGGGCAGCCUCCCAAGGUCAAGGCCCCAUCUCUCAUCCCAACCUGUCUGAAGAUACUGCAAUGAAGGCCCAAGUCCUUGGGGCCUUCCCCAGCUAAGGACUAGACUGGGAACCCCAUGCUCACCUAAUAGCACCCACAAGCCUGACAGUUAGAGAGCUUCUUACCUUCCUACAUUGCCCUUACCCCCACAGGACUAUGGAUGUGGAAGCAGGGGGAAGGGCUGGAAAUCUGGGAUGGGAUGGAUGGCCAAAGGAAACUGAGGGUUUUUGACCUGGCCCAGCUCCCUCCUGUCCAAGGUAGCUUAGCUGACCAAGACUGGUUACCAGCAGGCUAGGCACGAAGUCUGCCCCUCAGCUGCCUGUCUUCACAUGCUGUAUUUUCACCACACUCCCUACCUUCUGGCCCACAUCCCUAAUGCUCUUGAGUGAAUAGUCAGGUCCAUUAGUGUACAGCAUUAGAGAGUUGGCAAUAAAUGAUUUCUGCUGAUACAUA